UUAAUGUAAGACUUAAACACUAAGAGAUGUGGUCAGAUUGUUCGUAACACAGUGCCAAUCAGUGGAAUGGAAAGCCUUUGACCUGUUUCCACUUCACAUAACUUACUUGCGAUUGCGGCGACUACUUAGGCCCGAUAGCUAUUGAAAGAAAAAUCUUGAAUGGAAGAUAAUAUUGAUACAAAAAAGAACAUAAUUGUAGACAAUAUUGAAACCGAAAAAUUACAAAUGGAGGAUAAUAUUGAAACACAAAAAUCUCAAAUGGAAGAUAAUUUUGAAAAACAAAAAUAUCAAAUGCAAGAUAAUAUUGAAACAAAACAAUCUCAAAUGGAAGACAAUUUUGAAACACAAAAAUCUCAAAUGAGAGAUAAUAAUGAAACACGAAAAUCUCAAAUGGAGGAAAAUAUUGAAAAACAAAAAUCUCAAAUGGAAGAUAAUAUUGAAACAGAAGAAUCUAAAAUGGAAGUUAGUUUUGAAACAGAAUGUUCAAUGUUAGAUAAUAUAAUGCAAAGACCGCCGUCACACAUUACUGUUGCUAACUGGUCAAGGAAAAACACACCUACGGAAAAAACGAAAUCAUCGGCUUCAGUAAUAAGCGAGGAAGUAGAUGCAUUAAAUAAAUAUGAUUCAAAAAAGAAAUUGAUGAACAAUUCGGAUAUUUGUGAAAACACUGAAAAGGUCAUUGGAACUGGAAACACUAAUUUGUGCAUAAAUAAUGAAUCAACUUUGGAAUCAAUAUGCAAGAAAGACGAAAACGAAUAUCAGCUUGCAUCAAACAACGGUGAAGGGUUAAAUUCAAAAAAAGACGACCAAUUGUCUUGGGUGGUUCCUGAUGAUGAUACGGAUUCCAAUGUGUUAAACACGUCUGUUCAAUCGAUGAAAAAUGAAGAUACUAAGACUAAGAGGAGUUGUAUGGAUUGUAUUAAACCAGUACAAGUUAAAUCCUGGAAGGAAAUCAACACAGGCGACCACAUUAUUCUGUCGAGGAGUUUUUAUGAUCAUCAUGCAAUUGUAAUCAGAGUUAUUGAACCAAAGGAUGAUACCAGUGAUAAGAUUGAUUUAGAACUAAUUCAUCAAACAAACAGUACUAUGGGUGCCUUGUUGGACAAAAUCCGUCCGCUAGGAUCACUAGCUAAAUUACAACGAAAAACUGAAACUGUCGAUUUAAAAACAGAUAUAGUGAUGAUUUGUAAAUAUUGGGGAAGCAUUAAGCCGAGUUCUUCAGAAGAAGUAGUAAAACGCGCAAUUGGAGCUUUAGAGGUUGACCAAGUGGGAUUUCGGUAUGAUAUUAUUGAUAAUAAUUGCGAACAUUUUGCAUCUUGGUGCGUUACCGGAACAAAACUCAGCGUUCAAAUAAGAAAAGUAACAAUUGUUCUUAAAAUAUUUUUUCAGUUACGGAAAGGAUUCCGUGGUCUAAGCGACGAACUAUUGAGAAACCAGGUAGGAUAUGAUCAUGGCAUGCUUUGCAAAAUGUGCUUCGAGAGAAAUAAGAAAAUGCUGAGUGUACCUAAAUCAAAAGUUCUAAAAAGAGACCAGAUACAAAAAGGGGACAUAAUUUUGUAUAGCUAUUUCAAACUUCUACACUGCUCAGUUGUCCUUGAUGUCCUCAAGCGAAAAGAUAAAUAUAUUAAGUGCGAGAUUGCACAUUACGCAUUUAAGGGACCAUUCACACAGAAAAAGAUACAAAGUGAUAUUCUGAAAAUUCCAUUUAAUGGAUCAGUUUCAAUAUUUGAUUACUCGCAAUCGACUGAAUUUAAAACCUAUGAUCCUGAGGAAGUAGUUCGUCGAGCAAGAGAACGAUUAGGAGAGCAAAUGUUUUCGUAUUUUUCUAAUGACUCAAGCCACUUCGCCCGCUGGUGUAAAUUGAAAUUGAACUAGUUGAAACUAAUGAAAGAUAUACAAAUACAUUAGCUGGACAGAACUAACCGUUUGCUGAUUGAAUAUAAGUAAUUAAGAUUCAAUCUUAUACCCUAGUUAGGUUGGGUUAGUGUUGUUUAUUCUUUAGUUUUCUAUAUUGUGCCAUGAGUACUAUUGUUUGUCUGAUUGUCCUUUUCAUUUUAAGCCAUGGCGUUGUCAGUUUAUUUUCGAUUUAUGAGUUUAACUGUCCCUCUGGUAUCUUUCGUCCCUCUUUUAAAGCUAGCCUAACAAAUAAACGUCGACUCGAACAAACCUAAUGAAGCGAAGACUAAACUAAAUAUAAAAAAGAAGAUGUGGUAUGAUUGCCAAUGAGAUAACUAUCCACAAAAGACCAAAAUGACACAGACAUUUAAAACAACUAUACAUAACCGUACGGCCUUCAAUAAUGAACAAAGCCCAUACCGCAUAGUCAGCUUUAAAAGGCUCCGAUAAGACAAUGUAAAACAAUUCAAACGAGAAAACUAGUAACGGUCUUAUUUAUGUAAGAAAAAUGAACGAAAAACAAAUAUGAAACACAUAAACAAACGACAACCACUGAAUUACAGGCUCCAGACGUGGGACAUCAUAUAUCAUUCAUCAAAAUUAUCGUUGCAGUUAAUAGAAUUCUUUAGAAAACCAAUCAGGGUCGGUAGGUGUAUUCUUUUGAAAACUGCUAUAUAAAAUCUAUUUAUAUUUUAAUAAUCUAUCCGAGAGUUAACAUAGAUUGACUAAUACUAUCAUGAUUCAAGUCAAUCGUCUUACAAUA
Mytilus trossulus (common blue mussel) is the source of this 2659-nucleotide messenger RNA. RefSeq lists its product as uncharacterized. The record is from RefSeq and is a predicted model, not a curated record. Bases 160 to 1875 code for a protein of 571 amino acids. The transcript has 2 exons. NCBI's taxonomy places the organism in Eukaryota, Metazoa, Mollusca, Bivalvia, Mytilida, Mytilidae.